Lingula anatina is the source of this 4687-nucleotide messenger RNA. Its product is annotated as F-box and WD repeat domain containing protein 10B. Lineage: Eukaryota; Metazoa; Brachiopoda; Lingulata; Lingulida; Lingulidae. The record is from RefSeq and is a predicted model, not a curated record. Gene Ontology annotation, molecular function: protein binding.
CAAAAAUCCAUAAGAAUUCAAUUUGUUGUUUUUUACUUCUGAGUCGGUACGACCGAUUUGUGUACACAGCUUACAUGUAGCCAGGGGAACAGUUGACCUAAUUUCACCUGGAACACAUGAAUGGGGACAAUGAUGCAGUAACUUAAGUUACCAGAACCAGCAAUGAGGAGGUGCAUCUUUUCUCUUAAAGAUUGUUCAAUGAUGUAAAUGACAUUGGAGCAGUUACAACUCCAAGGGUAAAACCAUGCUGGCUGAUAAUAGGAGAAUUGAAGAAAUCCCCAAAAUGAAGCACCCAAAUCAAAACUCUGAGCAUUUCACAUUUAAUCUUGGCAAAGCUCAUGAGCUGAGAUGUAUCUAUAAUCAAAAAGCAACGAUUUGUGGAAAAUGUGAAUCAUGUCAAAUUAUUGCCAGAACUAACAGCACGAAGCAAUGGUUUCUCAAGGCAGGAGACAACACACAAAAAAGGUUUCUGCUUGGCUUAGUCAGACGAGCCCACAGUGUGGAUUUACUACAGCAAGUUGUCAAUUUACUCCAUCCUUUGUUAAAUUCCAAGGAUUUUACCUACGCAAGAAAUCGUGUGAACCCUAGUCUUUCAACAGAUCGGACAACAGUGAGUUCAGAUAGAGCUCUGACAUUGGCUCAGGUGGAGCAAGAAAUAAGCUCCACUUGGUCAUGGUACCAAUCUGCAGCAUAUUGGACCAAAUCAAAUUUUUUGCUCAAUUUAUUACACUGCUGUGAAGCUCACUUGCUGCACAUUGUAGGAACUCAAGCAAAGACCCUACUGGUGUCAGAGAGGUCAGCAAGCAUACCUGCAGAUGACUAUUUUGAGGCAGCUUCCAUAACCUCCACAGAGUACACAUUUAACACGGAGGAUCACCCUGAGGUGGAGCUCCUCUCUAAAGCCAGUCCUGGCUACACCACGCCCGCCAGCCUCUUCAGGGAUGAUCUCACAGAGGAAGAACUUGUCAACAGCGACAGAAGCGAAGAUGAAGAUGAUAAUUCCGAUAUCAGUUCAAUUGAUCCCACAUGCAUGGUCAUACCAACCUCUGCCAAGGCGCACUCAGGGGUGGCAAGAUAUAAGGAUAUUAUUCGAUGUAUUCCUGUGCAUUUGUCAAAGAAUAUUCUCAGUAUGUUGGACCAGACGUCCCUGUAUAAUGCUCUCCUGGUUAGCAAGCAUUGGAGAGCUCUGUGUGAAGAGGUCCACAGUGAACAUGCGGUUAAUCAACAGCUACAUGAGGAGGUGAUGUUAAUGCAGGGAGGGUCUGCCCAAGGUUGCAACCCUAUCUACGCUAAUGAUAUUGAUGUGGCUGUGCCUAACCUAUCAGGGACAGACUCUCACUCAACCAUCAAGACGGGAGAACAAGUGAUACAGACCCAGUUUAAAAGUGAAGUCAGUUUCCAGACAGCUUACAGUGGAAUCUCUACCCGUAAUGUGAUCAUGGAGGAAAGAAAUGUGUACUGUGGGGCUUAUAAUAUCAUGAUUCUCAGUGGACAGAAUGAUCCCCAUAGAGUGAUCCACACAGAUGGUAGUCGACUGAUAGCGAUCGGAUCUAAGGAUCGCAAGGUUCGCUUUGUGGACAAUGAAACGGGCAAGGAGAAGGGACCAGUGAUAUCUGGCCAUGCUGGAUCCAUACGAUGUGUGUUUCUGUGUGAGAAAGAACAGUACGUCCUUAGUGGAAGCUAUGAUACAAGCAUAAGAUGCUGGUCUCUAGAAACAGGUGCCUGUCAAAGAAUAUUCCGUGGUCAUCAGGACACAAUCCUAUGUCUGCUGGUGGUGAAGGGAAGACUGGCCUCUGGGUCCAAGGAUGGAUCCUGUAAAAUCUGGAUGCUAAACUCUGGGAAAUGUACCAGGACAUUCAAGCAUCGCCACCCAGUAUCUGCUGUCGCUAUGUCCAUUGAGGAGAUAAAAGAGAUCUGUAUCACUGGUUGUGAGGGAGGGAAAGUCAAAAUGUGGAACAUUAAAACUGCUCAACUGCUUAAGAGACUUGAUGGUCACCAUGGCCCUGUAUCCACUAUCAAGUUUGACAGAUGGCACAUAAUAACUGGCAGCAAAGAUUACUAUGCACUGGCCUGGAGUGCCCAGGGGAAUCACAACAGAUGUCUCACUGCACUGAGACACCCAGCUGAGGUAUUGUGUCUGGAGUUCAUGUACCUUAGAGUUGUGACUGGAUGUGCAGAUGGGAAAGUUCGUAUUUGGAACAUGGUGACGGGAAAUUGCCUGCGUAUCAUGAGGGGAAAUAGUAGAAGUGAUCCUAUACUGAAUCUCAUCGCUAUUGGGAAUAGGGUAACUCUGAACACAGUCAACAACCUCAUUGUGCUCAACUUUGAAAACAUCGAUUGGGACUACACUUUAGAAAACGAUAGAAUGCCUCCAUUGGUCACUUAUGGUAGUUACUCAGAUGUUCCAGUUAGGCAGCAGCCUUACCCCUACGUCAGAGCAAAAAGGAUGGAAAAAGCUGGGGCAACUAACACAAAGAUUGUUCAACAUGAUAAGCCUGACGGGAAAAAAGGUUUGUCUGGUCGAAGAGCUGCCAGUGCGCCACAGUUGGAGCAUAGUGCCAGGCCUCUUAGUGGCAAGAUAAUGCAGAGUGCAAUGGACACCCAGAGCACCAUUAAGCCGGACUCUGGCUAUAAUUCCCUAUGGGAGGAAUCUCUGUAUCGCGGAGAAAGCCGUCUGGCACAGAGGCCAGAAAGCCAGAAGGCGACAACUGGAAUGACAUCCGCAAAGCCACCCAUGUCGCCAAGUCUACACAAAGCUGGGCCUAAGUCACUGAUGUCCGCUAAGUCUUUGGGAUCUAGGUCUGGGGCUUCUAGUCCACAGAGGUCCAGGCAACAUAUCUCUGUCAGUGUUAUGGAUCCUAAAGUGCCUAAUUCUGACUACGAGGACAGUGAAGUUGACGCAGGCCCCACAGACAUGAAGCGAAGAGUGUCCUGGGCUUUUGAGCAUGCCCUGAUGCCCAAGACAAAAGAGCUCAGUCUUUCAGAAACUAAAGCCUUGUUAAGAUCUCAGAUAAGAGCCAAGGAGAAUGCCAUUCCACCCGACUUUAUUUACAUGACAAUAAACGCCAUACAUCAGAGCAAAAAAUCCAGAGAAGAGAUCAGUAGAAAUACACUAAUGAACCAGCAAGAUUCGAUGCUUGGAAGGAAAACUCGCCUCAAUCGACCAUCAUCUGGUCCUGCCAGUAUAGAUCCAAGAACCAAAAUUCCCAUAGAAGAAAUACUAGAGGAUUGGGAGCAGUUCCAGCAGCCUCAGCACAUCGGCUUUCACAAAUCUGCAGAAUCUGUUUCAUCUGCUGAAACAUUUUCUACAGCCAGACUGUCUAAAAAGAACGUUCCUCAAACUACAUCUGUACCACGUCCAGCUACAAAGGCAUGUGCAGUGGAAUUUGUUUCCAAACCUGUCGAUGUGAGCCCACACAAGAGCAUGCAUUCUAAGAAGGUAAAGUCAACCAUUCCCAAGGCACAGGUGAUUCGACCACAUACAGCAGUUAUGCUUCGAAGUUCUUCAACUUCAAAUUUGCCCCAGGACAUUGGUAACAAAGCUUUACGGCCAAAGACAGCCCCCACAAAACUGAGACCCAAAACAGCCACAACAGUGCACACUUUACAAUCAGAGGUCACAGCUUCAGGAGGUAAAGUCAAGUCUCACGGUUAUACCACAUCUACUCCUGCAGCAACCAUGACUCCAAUGCUGAUGUACCCACCUGGUUUUCGAGAGAAAAUGGAGCAGCUGCAGCAGGUUCGACAACAAAAACUUGCCGCUCAGGUCAGUGUUAUUCGGUCCAGCAGUGAGCCAGCUCUCGGCAAAGUCAGCCAGUAUAACAAUCCAAUGAGAACACAUACAGAGUUUAGGCUUUUUACUCAUGAACAGGAAGAGCAAAAAAUAGCCAACAUGGGGAAAAUUACAAGGGAUCACAACAAAAAGCUUGAAAGAGAAGCUGAAAAGGAAAAGAGAGAACUGUGGUUGGCUAAGGCCAAAGGUCAGACACACAAAGAUUUUGCAAGAAGACCCAGAUCUGUAGCACCAGAAUUACAGGAAUACUGGGAAAAUAGUAGCUUGUAGAAAGUCCUUGUUGACCUUUAAGAGAAAAAAUCUCUAUCCUUGUGAUCAAUGCCAUUCUGAUUUUAGCAUUAUUAAAUAGACUUGAUUUUAAUUAAAGACAUAAAUUAGAUUGAAAUUUACAUUCCCACAAGUGCCACAUUUGUGCAAAAUGCAUGAAGAAAAAUGCAUAUCACAUGAUAGGCAAGAGGUUGUGAAAUCUAGAUUAGAGAACUAGAUUAGAGAAGCAAAGAAAAAUGUAAAAGGACUUCUGCACUUUUUUUAAAAUCAUUUUUUUUCUUUUUGCAAGAUUUUUUUCUUUUUCAUUUGGGUUGUGUAUUUCAGAGAACUACAGCAAUAAUUGUCAUUCAGCACCAUUUUUCAGAUUUAGUAUGACGUGUAGCUUUGGGAGAUGUUGAAGUGUAUUUUACUUUUUGACAUCUUGUUCACUUUUCAUAAAAAUGAGACUAAUGCUCAAUAGAUCUGUUGUCCUUAAUUAGAUUUCAUACAGCAAUACAUUUUCUAUAAUUUAUUUUUAUUUAAACAAAAUCGACAAAAGGUAAAACAAUUUGGAAGACUACUUCUUGGUAUCUGUUAUAAUGGUUGAUCCUUCUUGUCAGUUCACUUUCAAGAAUAAAGACAAUUUUA